This is a messenger RNA of Fusarium pseudograminearum CS3096, 1476 nucleotides long. RefSeq lists its product as uncharacterized. The record is from RefSeq and is a predicted model, not a curated record. The transcript has 5 exons. Gene Ontology annotation, molecular function: transmembrane transporter activity. Gene Ontology annotation, biological process: transmembrane transport. Lineage: Eukaryota; Fungi; Ascomycota; Sordariomycetes; Hypocreales; Nectriaceae. Gene Ontology annotation, cellular component: membrane. Bases 1 to 1476 code for a protein of 491 amino acids.
AUGGCAGACGUCGUCAACUCCAAGCCCGAUUUCUUCCAUAGUGAGGGUCUUGGUCAGAAAGAACCCAGUAUCAAGCUAGCCAAGUCUCAAACCAAUGAUCAUCCUAUUGAGGAUGAACAGUUUAAGCAGAUCUCUCGGCGUAUCGUUCGCAAGCUAGACUUUACGUUGAUGCCGAUUAUUUGGCUGCUGUACCUGUUCAAUUAUCUCGAUCGAACCGCCAUCGCCCAGGCCAAGUUGAAUGGCAUUGAGGAGGAUCUCAACCUUACUGGAGCUCAGUUCAGCACUGCUGUCUCGAUCCUGAACGUUGGAUACAUGGUCAUGCAGAUCCCCAGCAACAUGAUUCUUACUCGCGUCCGUCCUUCUAUCUACCUCCCUAUCUGGGCCUGCGUCUGGUCCGCUGUCUCUGCCAGCACCGCCGCCGCCGACAACUUUGGCCAUCUCAUCACCGUUCGAUGUCUCCUCGGCAUCGCAGAAGCUCCAUUCUUCCCUGGAGUCUUUUUCCUUUUGUCCUGCUGGUACACGCGUGGUGAACUUGGUCUGCGCAUGGCAAUUCUGUACUCUGGUCUUGUCGUCGCAACAGCUUUCUCUGGUCUCAUUGCAGCUGGCGUCUUCUCCAACCUUGACCAGGUCCGAGGUCUCGCUGGCUGGAGGUGGCUCUACAUCAUCAUCGGAUCCGUAAACUUUCUGUUGGCUCUUUGCGCCGUCGUUUUACUCCCCGACUUUCCCGAAUCUAAUACUGGGAGCCAGAAAUGGCUCUUUACCGAGGAAGAGCUUCGAGUUGCUAACCAGCGACUUGCCAUUGACCGCAUCCCGCAAGAGAGCAACCGUUCUGUCUGGUGGGGGUUCAAGCGAGCUGUCACUGACUACCGAACUUGGGUAUUCAUCUUUAUGCUUAUCUGCAACCAUGCUGCCUACGGCUUCAAUUACUUCUACCCUUCUAUAGUCAGUGGGUUCGGUCUUGGUUCUCGUACCAUUACCCUUCUGUGCACAGCACCGCCAUUCCUCAUUGGUGCCAUCGCGUCCCUGUUCAUCUCGUGGUCAAGCGACAAGAGAAACGAACGGUCCUACCAUAUUGCCAUCCCUAUGAGUAUUUCUGUGGUUGGCUUCGUCAUCUCAGUCUCAACGCUCAACGGACCGGCUCGAUAUGUGGCCUCAUUCUUAUACGUCACCGGUUGCUUCGCUGCCAACGGUCUCGUGUACUCAUGGGCCGCGGGCGUCCUUAACCAGACGCCUGAGAAGAAGGCGGUCGCCACAAGCAUGAUCAACGUUAUCGCCCAGCUUGGAAACAUCAUGAGCCCCUACUUCUUCCGAGAUCAGGACGAGCCGCGAUAUCUCAUGGCCAUGAUUUUGUUGAUUGUGUUUGCAACGCUGAGCGGCCUUACCUGUCUAUUUUUGAAGUGGGACUUGACUAGAGCCAAUAACAAGAUUCUGGCAGAGGCUGCCAAUGGAACGGAGCCCAGACUUUUUUCACAUUGA